Messenger RNA from Eurypyga helias (sunbittern), 1371 nucleotides. RefSeq names its product coiled-coil domain containing 13 (gene CCDC13). Gene Ontology annotation, biological process: cytoplasmic microtubule organization; non-motile cilium assembly. Gene Ontology annotation, cellular component: centriolar satellite. The transcript has 9 exons. The annotation marks the transcript as partial. The record is from RefSeq and is a predicted model, not a curated record. NCBI's taxonomy places the organism in Eukaryota, Metazoa, Chordata, Aves, Eurypygiformes, Eurypygidae.
AUGGAGUCAGACAUAAAAGUGAAUGAACAUUUUAAAAGCCAGUUUAAGGCUUAUCAAGAACAACAGCAAAGACGUCUGCAAAAUCUAAUGGAGAGGAAGAAAGAAAAGCAGAACUGUCAGAAGGGUGAUAAUGGCAACGCAAAGGAGACUCUCAGAAUCCCGAAUGAUCUAAACCUGUUUGAAACAGGACAACCUGUAAAUGAAGGUGACAGCAAAAGGUUGCUUGAGAUUGAGAAUGAGCAGCUCCAGGAUCAGAUUCGAGAGGUCCAAGAUGAGAACUGCAGACUAUACAAACUGAUGACAGAGAAAGAUUUUGAAAUAAAGCAACUCCAGAAAAAAAUCCAGGAGGACAGAUUGGCUUUGUCGGGGGCGUCGGGUUUAGCUGGAGAUGUGGCAGCUUCUAAGAUAGUUGAAUUGGCCAAAAAGAAUCGUGAGAUAACUGCCGAGAUGGAGAGUGAAAAAGCCAAAGUGAAGCAACUGAACAGUAAAGUCAGAGAGCUGGAGAAAGAACUACAGACAGCUGUGGAAAAAAUACAUUAUCUUAGUGCUGGAGAUAAAGGAAUCAAGCAAUCAACUCAGAAGAUGAUAGAAGGAAACUUGGCUGAAAGUCCAGAGGUGAAAGCAUUGCAAGAAAAAUUAACCGCAGCCAACUUUAAAGUGAUGGAGUAUCGUAACCAACUGCAAUCUGCAAAACAGGAACUGAAGAUGACCCAAAAGCUUUUAGCAAAUGAAGUUGGUGAAGAUGUGAAUAUUCAAAGCCUCUUGACCAGUUCUGGCAGCUGGCGUGGACGAGCCCAGCAAAUUCUUGUUCUCCAAAGCAAGCUUCGAGAGCUGGAGAAUCAGCUGGGUCAAAACAAGAGCAGAACAUCACUGAGUGGGAUUGAUGAGGAAUUGCUGGCCCUUACUGAUCCAAGGAAGCUGUCAGCCCAAGAGAAGAACUUGCUAAAGAUCCGCAGCUUGGAAAAAGAAAAGAAAGAGGCAUUGGAGAAACUCGCUGGGGAACACGAUGCUCUCCAAAAAAGUCACGAGGAAGUGAAAAAAAAACUUGAUGCAUCGAAAGCCAGGAACAAAGUACUGUGCAGCGAAGUGAAAACCCUGAAGGCACAGAUCCUAACCUUGCUGGAGAAAGGAAAACAUGAUGAUGAGCUCAUAGACGCCUUACUGAGCCAACAGAAGCAAAUGCAGGAGAUCUUGAAGCACCUGAGCCAGCAGGACGAGAAGAACAAGGAGUCCCAGCAGGUGCUGGGGCAGCAGUGGAACAGUGAGGUUCAGAAACAAAACUGCCUUAUAGGGCAGCUCAGACAGAUGGUGGCUGAACGAGAAGCCGAGGUUAAAGAGCUGGAAGAGAAGAUUGAGCAACUCACCCUUCAG